Tachyglossus aculeatus (Australian echidna) is the source of this 1882-nucleotide messenger RNA. RefSeq names its product ZPR1 zinc finger (gene ZPR1). The record is from RefSeq and is a predicted model, not a curated record. NCBI's taxonomy places the organism in Eukaryota, Metazoa, Chordata, Mammalia, Monotremata, Tachyglossidae. The coding region runs from base 1 to 1407 and encodes 468 amino acids. Gene Ontology annotation, cellular component: nucleus; cytoplasm. Gene Ontology annotation, molecular function: zinc ion binding. The transcript has 14 exons.
AUGUCGGCCAUGGGCGCGUUGGAGCCGACCGCCGCCGCCUCUUCCUUCUCCUCCUCGCCCUCCUCCUCCUCGUCGUCCGCCCGGGCCGAGGCUCCGGUCCCCGCGUCCCUGUUCCGCCCCCUGAGCGCCGAGGACGAGGAGCAGCAGCAGCCCACGGAGAUGGAGUCCCUCUGCAUGAACUGCUACCGCGACGGCGUGACCCGCAUCCUCCUGACCAAGAUCCCUUUCUUCAAAGAGAUCAUCGUGAGCUCUUUUGCCUGCGAGCACUGCGGCUGGUCCAAUACGGAAAUUCAGUCGGCGGGCAGGAUCCAGGACCAGGGCGUCCGCUACACCCUGGCCGUGCGGGCCCAAGAGGACAUGAACCGAGAGGUGGUGAAGACCGACUGUGCCGUGGCUCGGAUCCCAGAGCUGGACUUUGAAAUCCCGGCGUUCAGUCAGAAAGGAGCGCUGACCACCAUCGAAGGGCUGAUCGAUCGGGCAGUCUCCGGCCUGGAACAGGACCAGCCGGCCCGCAGGGCAAAGGGCGAGGCCGUGGCGGGGAAGAUCGACGAGUUCAUCGCCAAGUUGAAGCAGCUGAAGCGGGUGGACUCCCCCUUCACCCUGAUCAUCGACGACCCGUCGGGGAACAGCUUUGUGGAGAACCCGUUCGCGCCCCACAGAGACGACGCCCUGGUCAUCACGCACUACACAAGGACUCCCCAGCAGCUGGACAUGCUGGGGCUCCAGACAGAGGAGCCCGAGGAGAGGCCAGCCGACUCUGGAGAAGAUCUCCGGAAUGAGGUGUUGCAGUUCAAUACCAACUGCCCUGAGUGCAAUGCUCCCGCCAGCACCAACAUGAAGCUGGUGCAAAUCCCCCAUUUCAAGGAAGUGAUCAUCAUGGCCACCAACUGCGAGCACUGUGGGCACCGCACUAACGAGGUAAAGUCAGGAGGGGCCGUGGAGCCGCUGGGCACCAGGAUAACCCUGCACAUCACAGACUCCUCGGACAUGUCCAGAGACCUCCUCAAGUCGGAGACGUGCACCGUGGACAUCCCCGAGCUGGAGUUUGAGCUGGGGAUGGGCGUCCUCGGGGGCAAGUUCACCACCCUGGAGGGGCUGCUCAAGGACAUCCGAGACCUGGUCACUCAGAAUCCUUUCACACUGGGCGACAGCUCCUCCUCCCGCCACGCAGAGAAGCUGGAGGAGUUUGGCAGGAAGCUGGAUCAGAUCGUUGCCGGUACCCUGAACUGUCAUUUCAUUCUGGACGAUCCGGCAGGGAACAGCUACCUGCAGAACGUAUAUGCUCCCGAGGAUGACCCGGAGCUGAAGGUGGAGCGCUACGAGCGCUCGUUCCAGCAGAACGAGGACCUGGGACUCAACGACAUGAAGACCGAGGGCUACGAGGCUGGCGGCAUCCCCCGGCGGUAGCCCCCAGCCCGCCGGAGGGGCAGGGGCAAGGAUAAUCGUUACCGUUGUAAUAGGUCCGAAGGGCGCAGCCUGGGGAUUGAGGCCGGGCUGCCCGGAGGGGGCUCGAUUGGAGCCAGGAAGCUGCCCACGCUUUCCAGACAGUAGGUGGGCAAGUCGAGGUGUUCACUGACCCGAUUUUGGAGGUCAGCGUUGGAGAGGAAGCUCACCGUCGGGCAGGUUCAAAAGCGCUUUUCCCUCAAGCCACCUCGUUUCCCCCUGCCCUGCCGCUCCCAGGUUGGCUCUCUGGAAGCAGGAGAUGGAGGCUGUGAAGGAAGUUGUGUGUUGGGGGGGUCCUAUGGGCAGACCCUCUGCCCUUCUGGGAGACAGGAGGGCAGUAGCCCUGCAGGGUGGGUGCUUAUCAAUAAACGUGUUGCCUUCAAAGCACCUCUGCCCCCUGCUCAGUCUCGAAAGCCGGGGGGAGCCCGAGGCUGAGGUU